AUGCUGCAAAUUCAGCCAAACUUCUUCGGCGUGGAGAUGGAAGAAGAUGGCAAAAUCAAAUCAGUUUCUGUAGUCGCAUUGACAUUCCGUGCUGAGAGACAUCCUUCAUGGACGACUGAUAUGGUAAAAAAAUGGGAGACAAACGUUGAAGAUUACUUUGCAAGCAACUACGACCAGCGGAGAAUAGAUGUGAAUGUUGCGUCGUUCUCAAUUUUGGAACGCGGUUUGUUAUCAUUUUUUUCAAGUGUUCAGUUC
Messenger RNA from Ostertagia ostertagi, 255 nucleotides. NCBI's taxonomy places the organism in Eukaryota, Metazoa, Nematoda, Chromadorea, Rhabditida, Trichostrongylidae. The record is from the annotation of a GenBank genome assembly.